Erigeron canadensis is the source of this 828-nucleotide messenger RNA. Its product is annotated as WEB family protein At3g51220-like. The coding region runs from base 50 to 757 and encodes 235 amino acids. The transcript has 2 exons. NCBI's taxonomy places the organism in Eukaryota, Viridiplantae, Streptophyta, Magnoliopsida, Asterales, Asteraceae. The record is from RefSeq and is a predicted model, not a curated record.
UUUAACAUUAGGGUUUUUAUAAAAAGCCAUAAAUAUAAGUUCAAUAAUAAUGGAGAUGGAAGAAGGAUUAGUUGUAAGAGGGAGGGUGGAGAUCGAUAUGCGACGGCCAUUCAAUUCAGUAAAAGAGGCCGUCAUGUUAUUCGGAGAAAAAGUUCUGGCCGGAGAAGUUUAUGCCGGUCAGAAGCUCAAACAGACUGAGAUCGUAUUAGAAAGGGAAAAGAACAACCAAUACCGAACAAAAGUUGGAGCGAUAGCAGCAGAGCUCAAAGAGACAAAACAGACCCUAGAGAAAGCAAAAGAGGAAGACACAUGUAUGGCUUACUACCUUGCAUCGCUCAAGCAAGAGCUUGAAGAGACAAAAUCCGAACUCAAACAAUUAAAAUCGAGAAGAGAACCUGCCGCCUAUCAUCAUCUCAUGAAACAGUCAUCACCCGUUGAUAGGGAGAUAGAAGAGAUCAAGGUCAUUGAGAAUAAUCCAAAUAACUCCAUGAUAAACCAUCCAGAAAUUGAGGAAAGCAGCGACGAUGAAGAAGAUGACAACGACUACUCACGAUUGGAAAAGAAGAGAUCCGUCAAGUUUGCUAGUCCUUCCUCUUUAACCAAAGUUAUGGUUGAAGCUCAUCCCAAAAUGCAAGAAACAAGUCCUGCAUCACUCAAGAAGAAGGCACAAAGAAAGGCCUUGAUUCCUUCACUUGGUGGGAUUUUCUCUAGAAAAAAAGUUGGUCAAUCUCUAAAGACAUCCAAAUCUUUCAAAUGAAGAAUUGUUUUUUUUUUUUUUUUAUCUUUCUUUCUUAUGCAAUUCAAAAUCAAUUGUUAUGGUUUUGAUCA